AUGGGCGACUACAUGUUCAACAUUCUAAUCGUUGGGGACAUGGGCGUGGGCAAGACCUCCCUCUUUGGACGCUACUUGGAGGAUCGCUUCACUCGCAUUUACAGCUCAGACUUGGGCAUUGAGUUCAGUGUUUCGCUCGUGGAGGUGGCUGGCCAGAUUCUUCACUUACAAAUUACGGAUGCCGCCGGCGGGGAGGGUUUCCAGGACAUGCUCUCAACUUAUUAUCGCAACUCGCAUGGUGUAAUCAUCGUGUACGACACCACGUCUCUUGGUAGCUUUCGCAAUGUAAGCAACUGGCUAAAGGAAGUGGGGAAAUUCUGCCCCAAGGGGGUCAACGUUAUGCUGGUGGGCAGCAAGUGCGACCGGCAGGGUAAGCGCCAGGUCAACCAGGAAAAGGCAACCCGCUAUGCUGAGCUCUAUGGCCUCUCCUUCUACGAGGCAUCGGCCAGGAGUGGUCUUAAUGUGAAGAAUAUCUUCAAGUCUUUGGCCUUGGAGUGUUACAACAGCCGGAUGCCCAAGAUAGUGUCAUCACCAUCAGCAAGAUCUGAGAAGGUGGUUAAUAAAGAUGGAAUGGAGAGUGGCCAGGAUCAGUGGGACAAGGACAAGGACAAGGACAAGGACCAGGGCAAAGGCCAUGGGAAUGGGGAAGUUCAGUUCUAA
Drosophila kikkawai is the source of this 660-nucleotide messenger RNA. Lineage: Eukaryota; Metazoa; Arthropoda; Insecta; Diptera; Drosophilidae. The record is from RefSeq and is a predicted model, not a curated record.